UGUAAACAUGGCAGAAGUGGAGGUAGCACCGUUAAGAGCUUUGGAUGACUUUCUCUUGGGAUCGGCGACAUUUCAAAUUCCAAACGUAAAAAAUCUUGAUAAAUGGGCGAAUCGUGUAAUGAACAACUUGCUUUACUAUCAGACAAACUACUUUGUGAUGGCAACUCUGGUGUUUUUGAUAAUUGGUGUUAUCUGUCCUUCAAUUAUGGUUACUUCAACUUUUUUUCUAAUUUCAGGUGGUUACUUCAUUGUCUACAUGUUUGGAACUGUCAUUGUAUUCUUCUUUGGGAUUACACUUCCACUGUUACGUGGUUACUUCAUUGUUUACAUGUUUGGAACUGUCAUUAUAUUCCUCUUUGGGAUUACACUUCCACUGUUACUGAUAAUUAUUCAUGCUUCACUGAGGUUAAGAAACUUCAAGAACAAGCUGACAAACAGGAUUGAAACUGUCGGUUUGCGAAGGACUCCCAUGGGAAUUUUCCUAGAGGCCCUGGGUCAGGAACCGGAAACCACAGUGUAAGUAUGCACUGUAUAUU
Molecule: messenger RNA, 536 nt
Organism: Limulus polyphemus (Atlantic horseshoe crab)
Lineage: Eukaryota; Metazoa; Arthropoda; Merostomata; Xiphosura; Limulidae
Product: PRA1 family protein 3-like
Exons: 5
Coding region: 8-520 (170 amino acids)
Cellular component (GO): membrane
Source: RefSeq, a predicted model, not a curated record